UCUAUCAUCGACGGCAUAAGGGUAAGAUAUGUCCAAUUUUAURAAUCUAUAGUUUUUAAGAAUUUUAUUUUAAGACAGAAGACUAUUGCUUGGGCUUCCUGUGUUAACAGCCCCACGCAUGCGCAUUACCAAUCCCAAAACAAGAUGGAGGAUUUUUACAACCCGACAGAUGUGACAGAAGAUCUGAAAGCCUUCGAACGUAGGAUGACAGAAUAUCUUGCAUCGCUGACUGUGACGACCACAAGAUGGAGAAUUGUUCUUUUUACUUCGUCAAUGUUAGCGUUAUUUGGUGCCUGGGGUUUGAUAAUAGACGAUGUUCAUCAUGGAUCUAUCCUGCAUUCAUUGUGGUAUCAUAAGCUGUUCACCAUAAGUUGCUGUAAUUUGAUUGUCUUAGUUUUUUGUGGAAUUCACAAGAGAGUAGUGGCACCGAACAUUAUUAUAUCUAGAACCAAGUUGGUCUUACACGAUUACAACAUGUCUUGUGAUGAAAAAGGAAGGCUAAUAUUAAAGGCACGACCAUCAACAGGAGUAGAUUAACAUAGUUAUGAUAUAAAUUAUUUGUAAUGAAGAGAGUUGUGAAACAUUUCCAUUUUGUAAAUAUUUAUUAUCAAAAUUUAUUCUGCACUAAAUUCAUUAUCGAUACAUAAUAUUUUACUUAGCUAAUUCAGUCAAAACAAAUGCACGUGAUAAAUUGCUAGCAGCAUGUAACAUUAUUAUGAAACAUGGCUAAAUAAAAACAAAAUGUUUCAUUAGAAUUAUGAAGGACAGCAGUACUGGACACUUUGACAGCAUCUUGUCAGUUAUCCUUGAUAUUUCUAAUGAAUUAAUGUAUGUCAAUGAAUAUUCUUAUCAAGUCAAUAAAAUCUGUCUUUUCUUGG
Molecule: messenger RNA, 878 nt
Organism: Actinia tenebrosa (Australian red waratah sea anemone)
Lineage: Eukaryota; Metazoa; Cnidaria; Anthozoa; Actiniaria; Actiniidae
Product: nuclear envelope phosphatase-regulatory subunit 1
Cellular component (GO): Nem1-Spo7 phosphatase complex; cytoplasm
Source: RefSeq, a predicted model, not a curated record